Messenger RNA from Raphanus sativus (radish), 1066 nucleotides. RefSeq names its product MADS-box protein AGL42. The record is from RefSeq and is a predicted model, not a curated record. Gene Ontology annotation, cellular component: nucleus. The transcript is spliced from 7 exons. Gene Ontology annotation, biological process: positive regulation of transcription by RNA polymerase II. Gene Ontology annotation, molecular function: RNA polymerase II cis-regulatory region sequence-specific DNA binding; protein dimerization activity; DNA-binding transcription factor activity, RNA polymerase II-specific. The coding region runs from base 322 to 903 and encodes 193 amino acids. Lineage: Eukaryota; Viridiplantae; Streptophyta; Magnoliopsida; Brassicales; Brassicaceae.
GUCCACACUUACCUUUUUCUCUUUCCAUUUUUGUCGAAUUUCAGCUCUUUCUUCUCUUCAUCAGCUUUGAUUCUCCUUUGAAUCUAACUACAAAUCUCUCACAAUGAUCAUUCCUAAGAAAUGUUUGAUUUAACGUUAAUUUUUCUUCACUACUAGCUUACCCAGCUCUUCUUUAGCUUCUCUGCCGACAAUUAAUUAAACUUUCUCUUGGGUGAGAUCUCUCUAUCUCUCUUCUAUGACUAUGUUAAUCGGUCACUGGCUGGUUUAGGUUUCAAUCUUUACAGAUCUUGUGGCCGAACAAAAAAAGUUAAAAGAGGAAAAAUGGUGAGAGGAAAGAUAGAGAUGAAAAAAAUAGAAAACGCGACAAGUAGACAAGUGACUUUCUCAAAAAGAAGAAAUGGUUUGUUGAAGAAAGCUUAUGAGCUCUCCGUACUCUGCGAUGCUCAAGUCUCUCUCAUCGUCUUCUCUCAGAGAGGAAGGCUCUACGAAUUCUCUAGCUCUGGCAUGCAGAAUACUAUCGAACGUUACCGCAAGUACAAAAACGAUUAUGAAACCAGCUACCAGGACUCAGAAAUUUACAUCCAGCAAUUGAAGCAAGAAGCAAGCCACAUGAUCGCAAAGAUUGAACUCCUUGAGUUUCACAAGCGGAAGCUAUUGGGUCAAGAACUUUCUUCUUGUUCUCUACAAGAACUUCAAGAAAUUGAUUGUCAACUUCAAAGAAGUUUGGGCGAGGUUCGAGCAAGAAAGGCUCAGUUGUUCAAGGAGCAGUUAGAGAAGCUAAAAGCAAAGGAAAAACAACUGUUAGAAGAGAAUGUCCAGUUACAUCAAAAGAAUGUUAUAGAUUCAUGGAGAGGGUCGAUUGAUCAACAAAAGAAAUUCAGAGUUAUAGACCUGAAUUUGUAAGUAGCCAGAAAAUACCGCCAACAACAUCAUAUUGUAUGUUUAUUCAAUCAUGCAAACCUUAAAGUUCUUCGUAAAUCAUGUGGAAUGAUUUGUAAUAUUAUCUUAUGAUUGUAGUUCUUACACAGUUAAUAAGAGAAUAAUACCUAUAAUCGAUUUUUUCUUA